Messenger RNA from Rattus norvegicus (Norway rat), 3006 nucleotides. Lineage: Eukaryota; Metazoa; Chordata; Mammalia; Rodentia; Muridae. The record is from RefSeq and is a predicted model, not a curated record.
AAGAGCAGGCUUUGCUGCUCGGUGGUUGAAAUAUUUAAAAGAAGCCGGCUAUUGCAGUUGGUGAAAAGUCCGUGCUACCUAAGCAGAAACCUGUUUGCAAGAACUUUGUGUGUGUGUGUGUAGGUGGGGGAUGUUAUUUCUGGGUUCCCUACUUAAACUUAAGCCAAAUGUGCAACCCUUUUGUUAUUUCCGAGAGCUAUUAAGAGGCCUGCAUAAGCCUAACUGUGAUCAGGAGUUGACAGUAUAUCCCUUUCUCGUCGUCGUCAGCUUCACAUUACCUGGACUGGCUGCACUAAAGUCAGGAGGAAAAAGGAAGAGAAUGCAAACUAUUGGGGACCUAAUUUCAAUAAAGGACCGUGUUAUUAGUUUAUAAUCAGUUUAUAGCUGUAUAAGUCAUGGAACUAUAGUAAUGUUUAUAGAGCACUUAGUAAGAGCCAGGUAUAAUUACAUUUUGAUCUCCUAAUGAUUGGCACAACCUGGUAGGGUAAUCUUCUCUAUUCACCCAGGAAGAUGAAACUUCACAGGAAAGGGGAUUGAAGCAGUUGUAUCCCUUUUUGUCAGUUCGUCAAAGCAAGAAAGAGAAACUUGCUAUUUUUUCCUAUAUAUGCCUACGCGUAAGUGUAGGGUCAACAUUGGAUGUUACUCAUCAGAGCUGUCCGCCUUGUCUUUCUUGAGACAGGGUCUCUCAUGGAACUUCCUUGGAACUCACCAAAUACUCUAGCCCAGUGGUCAUCUAGCCCCAGGAAUCCUCUUGUCUCAACCUCCACAGAACUGGGAUUACGAGCAGGUUUGCUGAGAAGCACAACUUUGCCAAACCUAAUGACAGUCGAGCUCUCCAUCUGAUGACCAAAUGUGCCCAGACAGUAAUGCAGGAGCUGGAGGACAUUGUGAUUGCGUAUGGACAGAGUGAUGAGUACAGCUUUGUGUUUAGGAAGAGAAGCAAUUGGUUCAAAAGAAGAGCCAGGUCCUACCUUGGCGUGGAAUUAAUGUCAAACGCUUUCUCUUUUCUUGUUCCACCCAAUGUGUCUUGCAAGUAAGUUCAUGACUCUCGUGGCCUCCCAGUUCGCCUCCAGUUACGUGUUUUACUGGCGUGAUUACUUUGAGGACCAGCCCCUUCUGUAUCCCCCAGGAUUUGAUGGAAGAGUCGUGUUGUAUCCUAGCAACCAGACUUUGAAGGACUACCUCAGCUGGCGGCAGGCAGACUGUCACAUCAAUAAUCUUUAUAAUACAGUUUUCUGGGCCCUUAUCCAGCAGUCUGGACUAACACCAGUGCAGGCCCAGCAGAGACUAAAGGGAACUCUGACAGCAGACAAGAAUGAGAUUCUGUUCUCCGAGUUCCACAUCAACUACAACAAUGAACCACAUAUGUACAGGAAAGGGACAGUGUUAGUGUGGCAAAAGGUGAAUGAAGUCAGGACACAAGAAAUUAGGCUGCCAGCAGAAAUGGAAGGGGAAAAGAUGGCCGUGACUCGGACCAGAACCAAGCUGGUGGCUUUGAACUGUGAUCUCAUUGGGGAUGCCUUCUGGAAGGAACACCCAGAGAUUCUGGAGGGAGAGGACUGAUCUUGCGUGGUGCAGUUCUGGCAUACUUAAUCACGCAGGGCUACCCAAGUCUCUCCAACCUCAGGUGGCCCGAGCAUCCCUGGCCCCAAGAGCACUGUCAGGAGGACUGGGGUUGGGUGGAGACAGACGAAGGAGGGAUGUGUGGGGGCGGCGUAUCUUGUUCUGCUUAAGCAGAAUACCUUAAAAAAAAAAAAAAAAAACAUGUUAGAACAUGACUUCUUUGGCUCUUUUCAAAAUCGUGGUCCUAUUUUUAUAAAGGAACUAUUCAUACUUUGCUGGAAGAGUCAUUUUUAGCUGUGGCAUAAGCCUUACAAAAACCUGUCACCUCUUUCCACCUCUGAUAGAAGAGAAGCCCAAACUUUACCCUCACCCACUUAACUAGAGAAUGCAGUGACUGAAAAGCCCCACUUUUGACACCCAAGUGCUUGCACUUAUCUUUUAGCACGCAGUUAAAUAUGGGUUGCUGCCUGCACGAUGCCUCCAGAUUGAGAAAUCCCAGGGAACACUCGAGGCCCCGUGCCAGUUCCCAGGAUGGCAGCUUCGACCGAACUGAGCACAGGAGGGAUGGUUUGGGUACCCUGUACCAUUCCAGGAUCGAUUUUUCUGGGAUUGUUAUCAUAAUCAUUGUCUUCUCUUACCGGGAACCUAGUUUGCAAUCGCUUAACUCUUUUCAAGAAAAGGUAUUUUAGGGAGGUAUAUGUGUAUACAUCCGAGAGGGAAAUGUGUUUGUGUGAAUGAGGAUGGGGAAGCAGCUGCUCCACGUACCCUGGAAGAACGGCAGUGGCAAAGCUGACUUUGGGUUAGCCUUCUGGACAAGCAUUUUCAAAUAGCCUCAAUGCUGUCAGAGCUGUACCAUUUGAACUCAGGAGCACCAGGAGGCCUGAUAACUGUGGUAUGAUCUAAUCCUAGCACUUGGAGGUUGAGGCAGGAAGAUCAAAUAUUUGAAGCCAAACUGCAAGACGUGGCAAGGCUCUCAAAAGGGGUAGAGUUGGGGUCGGAGUCACUGGUGAUAGCAGAGGUUUUAAAAUAGCUCCUCCCACCGAUGGCAGGAUGGGAACUGGCAAGGGGCAGAGAUGGGGAUGGAAAUCAUUUGUUCCCAAGGUGCUGGAUUCAAUGUGGAAAUCAUGUUUCCCCUUGACCCUGUUUUAUAUCUCAGAGGGAAAAGUUUAUUUGGCUCCAUUAGGAAUUAAUUAAAAGACAGCCCAUGUCCUGCUGCCUGGUCUUGCAUUUGCAGGAUUUUCAGCCAAGAAGAAAAUGUAUUUUUGAAAGAGCAGCGUCUGGCCUCAUCCCUCACUAAUUGACACCCCAUCUGCCGAUGCCGUUUUUUCCUUCCUGUUCUCCCCACUCCCCAGGAAGAAGCAAUACAGCUCAUGUUUGGUAACUGCUAAAAUAUUUUUAAGAGGAAAAAAAAAGGUAUAAUAAAGACUUCAGCUCCUUGGCCUA